Messenger RNA from Cylicocyclus nassatus, 1512 nucleotides. The record is from the annotation of a GenBank genome assembly. NCBI's taxonomy places the organism in Eukaryota, Metazoa, Nematoda, Chromadorea, Rhabditida, Strongylidae.
AAGGUCGGCAGCAUUAGCCGUCCUCGUUCUAUACUUUACAGCCACACUGUCGUCAAGGAUCCAUGCGUGAAAUUGUCUCCAUACAUAUCGGCCAAGCUGGAGUGCAGAUUGGAAACGCAUGCUGGGAGCUAUUCUGUUUGGAGCACGGAAUUCAGCAGGAUGGAAAGUUGGGAAGUGAGGGUUAUCCUAGCACUGGAAGAUCUACCUUCUUCGCCGAGUCUUGUAAUGGUAGCUAUACCCCACGGGCUGCUCUUGUGGACCUGGAACCAUCUGUUAUAGAUCAAGUUCGAUCUGGUCCGUACAGGGGAUUGUUUCAUCCCACUCAGAUGGUUAUAGGGAAAGAAGACGCAGCGAAUAACUUUGCCAGGGGAUUCUACACCAUAGGACGGGAUAAACUGGAAGAUGUCCUAGAGACAGUGAGACGUCUUGCUGAGCAUUGCUCUAGCUUGCAAGGUUUUCUCGUUUUUCAUUCACUUGGUGGAGGAACGGGCUCUGGCUUUGAGUCAUUGAUAAUGGAUAAUCUGUGCUUGCAAUAUGAAAAGAAGUGUAGACUAGAAUUCUCUAUCUACCCGUCCCCAACGACAGCAACGGCGGUGGUGGAACCAUACAACUCUGUUCUUACUACGCAUACUAGCCUCUAUCAAUCCGACUGUACUUUCAUAAUGGACAAUGAUGCACUAAAUGACCUUUGUCGUAUAAAUUUGAGCAUGAAAGCGCCUUGCUAUAGAAAUCUAAAUCGUAUUGUAUCACAGGUAGUAUCGUCGAUCACAGCUUCAAUACGCUUUAGUGGACAAUUAAAUGUCGAUCUCAGUGAAUUCUCCACAAAUCUUGUCCCGUAUCCACGUGUUCACUUCCCCUUAGUAGCCGCAGCACCCCUACUUCCUGCUGAAAAAGUGAGCCGGCAGUCACUGAAAAUAAGUGACAUUACUGCUAUGUGUCUGGAACCUUGUAAUCAGAUGAUUAGAUGCAAUACUAGCGCUGGGAAGUACAUGGCAAUGUGCUUACUUUACAGGGGUGAUGUCGUACCAAAAGACGUUAACAAAGCUAUAAUGUCCCUCAAAUCAAGAGUGGGACUUGAAUUUGUCAGCUGGUGUCCAACGGGCUUCAAGAUAGGAAUUAAUCAACGGCCACCGGAACAGGUUCCUGGUGAUGACAUCUCAUCCGUCCCUCGCGCCGUAUGCAUGCUUGCAAAUACAACAGCCGUAGCAGAGGCCUGGUCAAGACUAAAUCAGAAGUUUGACAUUAUGUAUGCAAAAAGAGCAUUCGUUCACUGGUAUGUGGGCGAAGGUAUGGAGGAAGGUGAAUUCUGCGAAGCGCGAGAAGAUUUAGCAGCGUUAGAAAAAGACUAUGAAGAGAUAGUCGCGGGAUGCUCUUUUGAUGAAGAUGAAUAUUGAAUUAAGUUGACUAACAAAGUAUAUGCAAAAAACAUCUUAUCUGUGACGAAUACAUCGAACAACUUACACAUGCUCGUACACGUCGUCAUGUUAUGCAUAAAUAGUUUUUGUAAAACCC